CUCAGGUGGGAAAACUUGCCUGCUCAGAAUCCAGAGUUUGUCAGCUGACUCUGGAGUGGCACAAAGCAAACUUCCUGUAGAAGGUAAGGAAUCAGCCAGGUUCCUGUUCAGUACUUUUCCUUUGGAGGAAGGAAUAAAGUCGUUUGCUUGCCCACAUAUCUCAUCCAGAAAACACCUUUGAAUUCCAGCUGCAGAGGAGUUACCUGUCACUCCAGGCUGAUGAACUCUGAGGCUGCCCAUCUGAUGAGAUGCUUGCAGCAAAUCCAUAAGGUAUUCAGCAAUGCCAAUGAAAUCCUCGCGGGCAUCAGUCACCCAUCUGUGUGCAGCGAAGUGCUGCUGUCUGCACCAGGGACUGCCUAUAUCCUGGGGUUGUCGGAAGUGUACCGGGUCUCCAAGCGCUUGGAAGAAGGGAUGAAGGCUCGGAGAGCGGAGAGCGAAGCACUGCUGCAUUGCCUGCGCAAGGUGGAGCUGGCUUGGAACAACCUCCUGUCCUUUCUCGUCUUUGGCCAUUCUGCAUUUCAGAUGCUGAAUGUUAACCUGCUGGAGCCAUCUGGUGAAAGUGACUCACGCUUGUCAGCUUCUGACUUAGCACCCGAAGCAGUCUGUGGGGUGUGCCUAACUGAGGUGAAGCGGGAGCCCCAGGUGAGUUCUGGAAACUCAGGUCCUAUUAUGUACGAAGGUAGCUGUUAUCACGCCAACUGUGCCAAUUUCUGGCUGAACUGUGUGGAUGCCACUCUGCCAGGAGGGACGUGAUUCUUUGCUCUCCCCCCCCCCCUUCCAACUUUCUGAAUGUACUCCAGUCGUCAGUUUCUUUGGAGGUUAAGAAGAUCUGGAGAAACAAAGAGAGACUUUUGGAAGGCUACAGAAUCGUCUCCCAAGGCUUCAUUGGUGGUGGGAAGUAUCUUUGGAGAGACAAAACAAGAUAGCCCGAAACCAGCCUUUAUCUUGUUUUUGUAGGAUGCUUUAAAAUGUGCCCAGGAACAACCUGUUUUCUAAUUUGUUCCGAGCACUUCUCUAUCUGGAUUCUGGGUUUGCAUCCAGACUAAAUCAGUGGUGGUUCAGCCCUGUGAGCAUCAGUGGGACUACGCAGAACCUUUUUGCACGAUUGAUGUUGUUGGGGAAGCUUCUACCUCAAGUGACCUGCUAUUUUUGGAUCUGCUAUGACCGUUUUGCCCACCCAGCCAAAUGUCUGCUAGAUGUUUUGGACUACAAUAUAUAAUUUGGUACAGUAUUUGAAUGAUUGGUAUUAGCAAUUGUAUUAUAAUUUGGUAUUGUUAUAAUGAGGCUGUUAUUGCAUGGUAAUUGAAAAUUAAUAAAAAAAUAUUAUCAGCCUGGUGACCAACAGAAGUUUGACACUACAACUCCCAUCAGCUCCAGAAUCAUACGGCCAUGCUGCUGGCUGAGAGUGAUGGGAAUUGUAGUUUAAAAUUUCUGGUGGUCACCAGGCUGGACUAGGGCUUAGCAGUGUGAGACCUGACCCGGGCAGCCACGAUUUACAUCCCUGGUAUCUUUGCUCCAUUGCCAAUUUUAUGCCAUCUUACUUUGGGCCUACUGAAUUGAAUUAGCCUUGCCCUUGGGUAAGUACGUAGCAUGGCAUUUGCAACCAGUAUCGCCAAAUAAAGUCUUAAUGCAGGUCCGUAGCCUGAAAUAAGGUGAGGGUAAAGAGGCUUAAGGAAAUACUGUAAAAUGCAAGUAGUCUUUUAUUUUACUAAUUAAACAUAUUGUUCAAUUUUAUUAAUAUAGGUGCUCUGUGUGCAAGUCAAUUGAUGAACCUAAUACUAGUUCUGCUAGCCUGCCUGCCUGCCUGUGUGCUCCUGCUGGGCAGCUCCAUGCCAAGCCAUACAGAGGAAGCAAGCAAGCAAGGAAGGAAGUGGGUAAAGGAGGGGUGGGCAGCCAGGCAGGGGACAGACAUGCUGCACACUCACAUGUGCCCCCUUGCUCCUCUUGGAGGCAAGCCAGAAACAGAGGGUGGCGCCCAGCUGGGGGGAGGCAGGAGACUGAGGGAGGGAAGCAGGAAGGGGGGGCAGAGGAAUAUUGAGGGUGCUGUGCCCCCAGAAUAAAAUUAAAGGUAAAAAAGGUAAAGGAGCCCUGGACGGUUAAGUCCAGUCAAAGGCGAAUAUGGGGUUGCGGCGCUCAUCUCACUUUCAGGACAAGGGAGCCACCGUUUGUCCACAGAUAGCUUUCCAGGUCUUGUGGCCAGCAGGACUAAACCGCUCCCACACAGGAACAAUGUGACAGAAACCAGAGCGCACGGAAACACUGUUUACCUUCCCGCUGCAGUGGUAGCUAUUUUUUUUACUCACACUGGUGUGCUUUCGAACUGCUAGGUUGGCAGGAUCUGGGACAGAGCAACAGGAGCUCACUCCGUUGCGGGAAUUCGAACCGCCGGCCUCCUGAUUGGGAAGCCCAAGAGGCUCAGUGGUUUAGACCACAGCGCCACCAGCAUCCUUCAGAAGAAAAUGACUGGGUAGGGGGCAAGGGACCCCGUCCCCCUAGAAUCGGUCUGGUAACCCUAGGCACUAGAGUCCUGCUUUGCUGCAACAAUGGGUGUUUCCCAAAAGAAAAUAUCUCCCACUCCACUGAAGGCUUUGUUAUUUUGGAACGAGACGCAAAGGAGUCACAAACUGAGCUUGCCUAGGCUUUGUUUGUUUUUUCCAUUUUUUGUCGCUUUUAUGUAUAGAAAAGAAAAAGGCACACGCAUGCACACAGAGCACCCCCUUAUCGACAAUCCCCGCCCUUCUUCUUCGUCAGGCAAUAGGGCUCUGCAGUGGACAGAGUUGGGGGAAAUUUCACACUUAGUAAAGAUAGCGUCGGGGUUCGUUAAGCUCCGCUGAGCCCCCUUCUCCCAGAGGGCGCGAGUUCUGUAAUUGUCACAAGGCUAUCAUGACCCUGACUUCGUUUUCGUAGAGGUCAGGAAUCACCCCCAGCGGGGACUGGACCAUCUUGACGCUGGUUUUCCCAAAGAGUUUCUGCUCGUACUGGAUGAGCUGCUGCCAAAAGCCGUUGUUGGGCCGGACGAUGGGCCGGCAGCACUUGACCCAGGCGUGGGCGUUUGCCAGAGACAUCGAGUGGUAUUUCAUUAGGUAGGCGAUACACAGAGCGGAGGAUCGGCUGACACCCGCAGCGCAGUGCACUAGCGUCCGGCCUUGGUUUGAUUCCACGGUGCGGAUC
Molecule: messenger RNA, 3171 nt
Organism: Zootoca vivipara (common lizard)
Lineage: Eukaryota; Metazoa; Chordata; Lepidosauria; Squamata; Lacertidae
Product: synergin gamma
Cellular component (GO): clathrin coat of trans-Golgi network vesicle
Source: RefSeq, a predicted model, not a curated record